Molecule: messenger RNA, 1785 nt
Organism: Fusarium mangiferae
Lineage: Eukaryota; Fungi; Ascomycota; Sordariomycetes; Hypocreales; Nectriaceae
Exons: 2
Coding region: 1-1785 (594 amino acids)
Source: RefSeq, a predicted model, not a curated record
AUGCCCAGCAUUUUUGAGAACGUUCGGUGCGAUGGCUGCCAGGCAAUGAUCAAAGAUACAGAAACAUCAGCGGUCCUGUUUUACUGCGCUGAUUAUCCUACCGGAAAUUGGAGGCAUGUGACUCUUAAUCGGUCGAGUAGACCAACGAUCACGCAAAAUACAAGAUGCACGUUCUUACAUCGACUCUGUUUCAAUGUCAUCCAGAUCAUGCCCAAUGGGCAACAACGUUCGCAAGCCGAAAUCAACUGCUUCAGGAGAGCUAUUGGAUGUCGCAAACUCGACCUCAUGCGUAUUUUCCCGCCAGGACUGCACAUUCCUGAAGGACAUCGGCUUGUCAGCAUAACGGCCGUUAGGAAGACAGAGAGAUAUGUUUUUCAAAGUCAAAGCCAUAUCCUCCACAAGCUUGCCAAGACCAGGGAACUUCUCGAUAUCGUUCUAUCUUAUUGUCCAGAUGCCUACUUCUGGAAUUUGGUGCUGGUGCUGGGCUUGGAAGAUUUUGCACCUACGGGUAACCCCGUGAUCGAGGAUCUCUCCCGCAUUGAGAAGUGGAAGCGCUUCCAGUCUUUGCCAGAUCGCGGGCGACAUCUAAAAGACCCCGGUUGCCUGCUCAUCAGUCUUGAUUCGGACGGUAUAUGUGAGAUUGAGAGACUUGGGAAACAUCCUCACCCACCAAACUACAAUCCCAAGGUGAAGCUCAGGAAGUACGUUCUCGCCAACGAGAAAGACCUUGCGACCGUCAAAAAUGGGCUUUGCUGUUUGACGGCAGGUCAACGCCACCCUGGUUUCCCGACUUGGGACACUCAGGAACCACCAAAGGUACUCUAUCCAAAUGAUUGGAGCCGCAGGCCCUUCUUGCAACUCGAGGGCUGUGGAAUGUUAAAUAAUCACGUUCCUCGAGCCACAGAUAUCCGGGUGAUACGCCUCGACAAGAUGGCCGAACUGCAUCUCACAUUCUUCUGCGGGCAAAAUGCACCUUUUAUUUUAGGAGGUCCCUUUGCUGCAACGAAGUGUUGGUUAACAAAUUAUGCUGACCACGGCCGUGGUCCAAUUCCGGUUCCUUUUGUCGUACCACUACAUACUCCGGCAAUUGAACAAGAAACAUUGUGCCUGGAGAUCCGAUUGAAUGAAGACAGCUUCAGUAUGUUGCUUGAGACCCGAUCUUUAGGCGUUGUACACGCGGGACUACAAGCAAAAUCGACCACGGACCCGAACAACAAUACAUUCUCUUUGAGGUACCGCGUCACGCAUCCGCAGCUUUUGUUCCUGUGGAAAGGGAGAGGCGGUGCGCUGGAGCGUACUGUUUCGUGUGCUAUCUAUCCUGAGGGAGUUGUACUCGCACCAAACCAUAGUCCCAUGGUCAUCGGACCGCAGUUGUCAUCAUUCAGACCUGUUUUUGACUCUCACCGACCUGCCUGGUCUUGGGCUCCCCUAGAACACAUCCGCCGCAUCGUGGUACACGAACGAGAUGGCCCAGGAUUUAUAGGAAUGUUCAUAUAUUAUGGGAACGGGGCUCAGAGAUACAUCGGCGACUUGGCGCGGGGCAACAAGGAUGCGAAAAUCAGACACCGAGCAUUCAUUACACCAAUAACGCGCAUAUAUAUCGAGACAUGGCCUCCUUCCGGCCAGCAUACGAAGAUGCGAGUACAUUUUGGAUCUCGCGGGCCCCGCACCUGCAUGCAUACGGAAUAUAAGGAGCAUAACCUUGAGGGCGAAUUGCAUUUCUGGUAUGGGCCAUGGAUGACUCCUGAAUUAAGAGUCCUGCCGUCGGGUAGUUGGCAGGCUUAG